Messenger RNA from Schistocerca americana (American grasshopper), 633 nucleotides. RefSeq names its product probable G-protein coupled receptor No9. The coding region runs from base 1 to 633 and encodes 210 amino acids. Gene Ontology annotation, biological process: adenylate cyclase-activating adrenergic receptor signaling pathway. The transcript is spliced from 5 exons. Gene Ontology annotation, cellular component: membrane. The record is from RefSeq and is a predicted model, not a curated record. Gene Ontology annotation, molecular function: G protein-coupled amine receptor activity. NCBI's taxonomy places the organism in Eukaryota, Metazoa, Arthropoda, Insecta, Orthoptera, Acrididae.
AUGGCGCGGCUGUACGCCGCCUCCAGUGGCCAGCAGCAACAACAGCAGCACCUCAGGGUCACCGGGGCGCGCCUCGCCGCCUUCCGCCGCAACAGCAGCGUGCUAGUGGCCUAUGCACUUGGUGUUCACUUAUCUGCGGGCGACCGGACGGCCAAAAAAACUUCGAAUACAUUGGCCAAAGUAGCAGAAGGCGGUGGAGGCGGCGGUGGCGGCGGAGACAAGUCUCCGUCGCCCACGUACGAGGACAACGGCGGCGGCGCUGCAGCCUCCGGGGGCGGCGCUUCUUGUGGAACUGGGGGCGGCAGCGGCCGGCCCAAGCUCAUCUCGCGCAUGGGCAAGCGCAACAUCAAGUCCCAGGUGAAGCGGUUCCGCAUGGAGACGAAGGCAGCGAAGACGCUGGGGAUCAUCGUGGGCGGCUUCAUCGUGUGCUGGCUGCCGUUCUUCACGAUGUACGUGGUGCGCGCCUUCUGCACCGACGCCGAGUGCAUCCCGGCGCCGGUCUUCUCCGUGCUCUUCUGGCUCGGCUACUGCAACUCCGCCAUCAACCCCUGCAUAUACGCGCUCUUCUCCAGAGACUUCAGUUCCAGUGAGUCUGCAACUUUUGAAGACUUCACCAAGUGGUGGGCCAAGUGA